This is a messenger RNA of Paramuricea clavata, 13658 nucleotides long. The record is from the annotation of a GenBank genome assembly. NCBI's taxonomy places the organism in Eukaryota, Metazoa, Cnidaria, Anthozoa, Malacalcyonacea, Plexauridae.
GUAAAUUUUCUGACGUUGGAGAGGGGGCAGAGUAAAAUAAUAUGGUGUUAGACAGAGUAAAAUAAUAAGAUAGGAUGCAUUAGGGCACAAUGCUAGUUAAUGGGUUAACUAAACUCAUGGGCUGAAAUAGUAUUAUUAAGCCAUUGAGUGCCAGCACUCUUCCCUUGACGGGUAAAAUCAUCUGGCGCUAGACAGAGUAAGUUACUGCGCAAUGCAACUCAAUGGGUUAACAUGAUUUGCAAUUAACCUGUUGAAUCACGGCCAGCGCUCUCCCCUUAAUCAGUAAAAUCACCUGGCAUUUGGCAGAUUGAGUAAAAUAAUAUUAAAAGUAGUGCAAAUUGCACCACAAAUGUAAUUUAAUGGGCUAAGAAUACCACUUAAUUUAAUAGAUGAUUUAAUGAAAUUCGGUAACUACCAAAAUGCAAUAUGUAGCGCCAGGGAACUAGGUAAAUUACCCUAAUUACAGUAACCCCUUAAUUACAUAAUUACAUUUUACGAACAGUCUAGACUGUGUAACAAACGUAAUUACAUGAGUUAAUUGGAAGGAAUUCCUGACAGAUUUUAUGUUUGCAAUGAAAUUUAAUUACACAAUUAUGAAAAGUGCUGCUGAGUGUAAUUUUUACAAGUACUGUACUAUAUUCUACAACCAAAGGUCGUAGGUUCGAUUCCCACCUUGGCCAGGCAUAUUUUUCAAGCUUGCCUGGUGUGGAUAUACACUCAGAGUAAGAUCACAAACAUUAUAUUCACCUGAGUACAUUACACCAACACAGAAAAAAAAUGAAAACUUUAUUUCGCUUCCAGAGACCCAGACUGGUGGCGGCAGCUAAAGGACUUACAGACUUUGACAUUGUUGAUAUCAAAUUACGUGAUGAUCUUCCAGAGUGGUUUCCUUCAAUCAAUCCAUUUCGUAAAGUUCCAGCUAUUGAGUUUCCUGAUGGUGAAGCUAUUUAUGAGUCCAUAAUUAUCUCAGGUAUGUAGGUCUCUUCAUGUUUAUGAUCUUGUAACAACUUGACAACUUAACAACGUUGUUACUGGUUGGUAACAAGUGUGCAACAAGACGUUUCUUGCGUUUUUACGUAUGUGCAGUACUAAUAGAUAUAGAAUUAAUGUGUCACGAAACAUCUUCCCACUUUUUUCAUGCGUGCCUUUCAAAUCCGUCAUGUUAAAUUUGGCUAUAAACAAAGCUAAGACUAAAUUUUCAUCGUUGAAAAGUUUUGUCUUGCUGUAUAAUUUGCAAUUUGCGGAUAGAUUUUGAAAUAGUAAGUUCUUUGAAGGCACAAAAACAAAUGUAAGUGCUGUAUCAGUUGUGCAUUUACAAAAACGAUGAAAAAAACCUAUUACUGUAGCCUACACUGGUUCUGUGGUGUUAGCAAGUCUGCCGGACUGCUUCUAAAAAGCUUCACAUAAUUGUCAUUGUACAUGCAUGGGCUCGAUGGCUUCAAUUAGCAAUACUGGUUAUGAUGCUUGUGAUCUUACUCUGAGUGUAUAUCCCGGGCAAGCUUGAAAAAUAUGCCUGGCCACGGUGGGAAUCGAACCUACGACCUUUGGAAUACUAGCCCAAUGCUCUGGCAAUACUGGUCAUUAUUUUCUGGUAAUCUAUUAAUAACGUUUGUUCUCUCAUGAAUGACAGUAAAAUGCGGGAAAAUUCCAAUUAGCUUAUUAUAGACUAACACUGAGGUAUCAAUACUGAUGUUCGUAUUUUAUUUGUGAUGUUCUACUAAUAGAAGUAUAGGAAUAGGUAUUUCGGACCUGACCAUGCACCCCCGGGGAGUGUAUAUAUAAUGUGCAUGUUAUGUACACCAUACUGAGUUGCAAACGAAUCGCACACAACAUUUAGGGUUAGAGAAUAUAUGGUUAGGAUGGUAUGUUGCCCCAGUGAACUCUAAUAAGACUUGAACGAUAACUCGGCUGCCAUCUUUGAAGCCAAAUUGAAGGCCGCCAUUGGAGGUACGGCGGCGAAAAUACACCUCUUCGAAAAACUCGGAUUUCUGCCUUUCUAGCUAUGCUAGAACAUAGAUAAAAAACGUAAAAACAUCUACGAUACUUGGACUAAUGCACAAAUCAUGUUUGGAAGCCGUAGAAAAGAGUUAACGUUAUUUUUUGUGUACCUGAAAGUGGUAUUUUGUUCGGCACGGAAAAUAUUUUGUUAUUUUCUUGAAUACAAAAAUGGUUCCUUUCGAGAUUUUGCUGUUAGUAGAUGUUGAAUACUUAGAACUAUUCAGAACAUUUAGAACUAAUCGGCGUAUUUUUGCUAAAAAAAACAAAAUUACGAGGAAAUUGAACUCUCCCCAGUUCUUUUUUGAAAGUCACAGCGCGCGAACUUCUCCCGGGCGCCGAAUCACAAAUCGCAAAUCACGGGGAUUUCUACGGAAAAAUCGAUUUAUUCCCGUUUUAGAGAUGUCAAAAAGCACUCAAAAUAAACAACUAUACCUAGACUUUAAUACAAAAAAGGUAUUGGUCCGUAGAUUUAUGUUUCAAAGUAUUUUUUUUUAGUUAAAGAGCAAAGUUCACUUCGGCACGUUCAACUAGUGUCGUUUUUUAUGAAAACAAACCUGAUACCCUUCAAACUUUCGCUGUUGUGAGAUGCAAAGCAGUUCUAACUAUCAAAUAAAUCGUAUUUGGAUUUUUAAAAUUGAAGUCUUUUGAUGAAAAACGACUUUUCUUGCUCAUUUUCGUCAAAAAUAAACUUUGACUGAAUUUCCCACUCCUCGAAACUCUCCUUACUCCUUUUAAAAGUGCAAUUUCCUUGCACGGUUGGCUUCAGGCAAGUAUGGGAAAGUUUAUCUGAGUUAUCGUUCCAGUCUUAUUAGAGUUCACUGGUUGGCCCUGACCCGUAACUUGCCCAUUGUUGCCGAGAUCUAAGAUUGGAAAAUGAAGAUUACUGAACAUUUUUAUAGCGCAAAUUUACACAUGGGUAUGAUCAUUGUGCUUUACAUCAAGUAUUACAUAGCUUAGAUUAUUACAUAGCCUAGAUUAUUACACCUAGAUUAUUACAUAGCCUAGGUUAUUAAUAUACAGCCUAGAUUAUUUUAUCUUUACAACAAUUGAGAUAAUAAUACUUUCUUAAGGUUACAUGCAGGACACCCUUUUUGGCGUUUUGCCGAAAAUCGCUACUGCGCGCUCAAUAUCAGUCCGAUUUGAAUAAAAUUUUCACCAAAUGUUCGCCAGUGUAUUCGUACGCAAAAUAUGGCAAAGUUGUAAAAUUAACAAACAAUAAAAUAAUAUAAGAAUUAUUCAGGGAAAUCUUAAAUCGCGGUACCGUUACGCUUUUGAGUUGUGCUCCAGCUGGUUUUAAGUUAUAUUUAUGAAAAUAUUAUUUUUAUACAGUAAAAUAGUUGUUCUAAAAAUUUGUGUUCGGAAUUUUUUGUUUAUUUCGUCAUUCCGCUGAUAUGGCGAUUUCUUUGACGACUGCAAUAUAUUUCUGAAUUUUUGAGUGAAUUGCUCAUUAUUAAAAUAUCCAAAAUUAAAAAAAAGCCUAACACAAUUUUGAAACUGACGUCUUUAGCUAUGUCCUGUAAAAAUUUGAGAAAAAUUGGUCAAAACCCGCAGGGAGAACAACGCAUUUGAAAAUCAGUAAUUACCGUAAAAUUCUUCGGGAGAAAAUUGAAUUUGAACAUUACAUUUUCAAUGUUUUUCUUAUUGCAGCGAAAUGUAUUUUAUUAAAUAACUCUGCGAGUUUUCAAUAUUUUUCGUUCAAACUUGGUCAGAUAGUAGAACUAGUCUAUUGCUUUCAUGGAAACCAAUAAAAAAAAUUUAGGCAAAAUUAACCCUCAAAGGUGUUCUGUGGCAGGCCCUCAAAUUUAUGGGGGGCCUGAUUGGCAGCGGGCAGGAUUUUGGCGGGCUCCGGGGGAGGAUUAAGGGCCUGCAGGAAAGCCCGCCUUUCAUGACUACAACGCCGUUCAGAUUCUGAACGGUGAAUACGAUCACCUGAUUGGUCAAUACCAAGUCAGUGGAAAACCGUAGUAUUUGUUGAUUUCAAUAUUGUUGCUAUCUAAUCCUCGAUCUAAUCUUGAACAUCGAUUGUGGUUAUUUUUUCUUAUUCAGUAGCGAUACAAAAGAUGAUCUCACUGGCCAGUCGUCAAGAAAUAGCACAGGAUAAUUGCAAACAAUUAACGUGCAUGGAUGUAAAAUUGUAAUACUGAUUCUAAUGAUGUACUAUAUAAAAGUAUUAAGCUCAACAUCGACGGUUUGAAAACGUGUGAAGGGCGUUCGUCACUGUGGUCCAGCCACUUUUCGUUUGUAGGGUUUCGCGUCACAAUAUUCCCAUUCGGAUGACCUAAAAGCACUUUUAAUGAUUUAAGCACAGUUAAUUUAAGGUGACGAACGCUCUUCACACGUUUUCAAGCCGUCUGUGUUGAGCUUACUUCGGUAUAUCGUCAGAAUCAGUAUUUACAUCCACGUUGUCUGCAGUACCUGUGCUAUUUCUUGAUGACUGGCCAGUGAGAUCAUCUUUUGUAUUGCUGCUGAACAAGCACUUUUACGCGCAGAUUUCGAUUCAGUUCUAGACAUACUACCCGGAAAACAUCGCGGAGAACAAAGCGAUUUGAUUCAGUUUGGUUGAAUGGACUAGCGCCACGGUCAGCGUGUCAGGAAUUAACAGUUUACGCUUUCCUGAUGUUUCUACAUCUUUGAGCUGGUAAUGGUGUUGAAACUUCUCGUGUAGUACUGUAGUGUAUUAACAAAAGAUUUUAAUUCCGUUACAAGCUCAUGCACUUUUAGAAUUUUUCUUGAAGCCAACUUUAUGAACAAUUUUACUAAAAUUGCCAAAUUAUAAAACAACAUUUACAAAAUCUGCAAUAUUGUAUUAAAUUGUAUUAUAAUAUUGAGUUUAAUAAUUCGCAAUUUUGUUUGAUUGACAUUUUUACGUGCAAGCGAAUAUUUUUAGAAACCAAUUAAUUAUGUUAUGACUGGGGCGUGUAGUCAUGAAAGUCGGGCUUUUCUGCAGGCCCUUAAUACUCGCCCGGAGCCCGCCAAAGUUCUGCCCGCUGCAAAUCAGGCCCCCCCCAUAAAUUUGAGGGCCUGCCAUGCAGGCUAUGUGGGAGGAAACCAUAGCACCCGGAGAAAACCCACGACUUUCGGCAGAGCGUUGACCGCCGACUCUUUUCACAUGAGUCCGUAGCGAGAAUCGAACCCACGAACUCAGAGGGGAAAUGCGCUCACUCUGACGACUACGAACACUUUCUAGACAGAAAAAGGCAGUUUCUCGCCUACAAUCAUAGACAAAUUUACUCGGACAAACAUGGCAAAUAAAUUAUUUUUUGCAACAUUUUCAUAUAUACUUCGUAAAGUCGGUCCCCCCUCCCCUGAAGCAAUGUUGAUGAACACUUCAGUCAUUAUGGCAACUAUUGCGGUAUCUGUAGCAACAACAUUGUAACGGGGGAGCGGGGAAUACGGCUGAAAAUGCGUCUAAUUAUUUGAUUGCUUUAAAUUUCAGCCAUUUUUAAUCAGCAUCCGCAUGUUAUUUGUCUAGGAUUGUAGAUUGCAUGUGAAUGACUAGUAUUUUAUAUAAGUCUACCUUUACACUGUACCGGAUAGUUUUCCGUAGCGAUAAAACAUCUACAGUGUAUCCGUAUCUUUAGGAACGACGGAAAGCUGUCUGGCAUAGUGUAAACGUAGCUUGCAUCAACAGGAUGGUUUUGUGUCCAAUUUAGAUAAUCAAUCAAUAUACUCGUGAAUUUCAAAAUUGCACAACAGUACAGUGAACUUAAAACUACUACAAAAAACAAACGUUGUGGAAGAGAAAGAAUGGAGUCGAUAAUGAUAUAAAUAACAAAAUGCCUGGAAAAAAGUGGGUGCAUGUUCUUAGUUUUGAAGAGUCUGGUAGACCGAAAUUAUCGAGCGCAUGGAAAUUUAUAUACAUUUAUUACACCUACCCAGGAAAAGCUGCAAAAAAUUUAAUCGAGCGAGCCGCCAAAUAUAUUUUGUUAUUAAGAUUAUCAUAGUAUUCUGGCACUGUAGAGUUCAACAGAAAAUUCCUUGUCUCGAGCGAGAUUUGAACUCGCAUCUACAGCGUCCGCUCUACCCACAAUCUCUUUCCCAUAGCAAUGCCUGUGCGCGGGCUAGGAAGGCAUUGGCUCUGGGGAAAUAGAAUUUUUCCUGUCCUGUGAUUGGUUUAACGUUUAUCAUUAGUGCAUGCCGACAACAACCGGUACCCCUACAUUUAGGGUUGUUGUUGUUCCCUAGAGCCAAUCCCGCGCAGCACAGGAAUUGCUCUGGGUACGAGAUUGCUCUACCCAUUGAGCUGUCGAGUCAAUAGGAAUGGACCUUUCCCCUUAUAACUAAAUUUUUGAUCUAGUUAAGUCUAGACAAAAAUUUCAUCACAGCUUGAAAGAGGAUCACAAAAUUAGUAAUAUUCCAAAGUUUCGUUGCGAAAUGUUGUAAAAUGCGGAUAAUAUAAACUUGCGAAAUUUGCAAUUUUCAGUCAUUUUAGAUUACUGUACAAACGGGAAAUUGAUGCCCCAACACCCGAUUGGGCUAUCAAUUUCCCUUGCGUAAUACAAAAUGACUGAAAAACGGCAAAUUUCGCAAGGUUAUAUUAUCCGCAUUUUACAACAUUUCGCAACGAAACUUUGGAAUAUUUAUUUACUAAUUUUCUGAUGCUUUUUCAAGCUGUGAUGAAAUUUUUGUCUGGAUCAAAAUUUUUGUUAUAAGGGGAAAGGUCCAUUGGUAGAGAGCUUUAUUUAAGUGCACGAAACAUUUUGACAACGACUUCACGCUUUUCUUGGCGAACGCGCAGUGUUUCAAUUCUUUUUCAGAACUAUCCUCAGAGAUACGAGAAGUAGUUUCAUAAAUUAUUCUGACACUGCAGAGUACAAUGAGAAAUUUGUUGUCUCGAGAGCGAGAUUCGAACUCGUAUUUCCAGGUAUCUCUUCCAGGUCAAACGUUGAUUUGUCACGAAAAUAUUUCGUGUACUUAAAUUGGAUGAGACUCGCUACCAUUCCCCGUUGACUCGAUAGCUCAAUCGGUGAGCGGCGGUCUAGAUACCAGAUACGAGUUCGAAUCCCGGUGGAAACAACGAAUUUUCUAUUCUUCGCAGUGUGAGAAUAAUUUGAAACUAGUUUUUCAUAUCUCUGAAGAUGGUUCCGAACGAGGAUUACAAACAAACGUUAUCAUUUUUACAAGACACUUUUUGAUUUUCACAUUUCAUUAUUCUUAUCAAGUAACUCACUCCCUCCUUCCCACGACUCCCCCCAUGACGGUUCCUGCAUGAGCCACUGAUCUCGUUAAUAUUUAGAUUUACUGGAUGAACUUUAUCCUGCGAAGCAGUUGCACCCAAAAGAUCCCAAAGAGAAAGCGAAACAAAAACUUUUCCUUGAAAGAUGUGGAGAAACGGUGAGUUCACUUACACAAUAUCCCUCUUUGAGUAUCUAAACACCUAGAACCGGUUGUAUAAAAACGUAGUUGAAGUUAACUGCAGUCAGCGGUAAUUACUGUAGUUAAAUCCUAACUGUAGUUAAUUAACUAGUUAAUGUAACUGCAUUGAAACGACGUUAGUGGGAUAGUUAACUAAUCACGUAUAGUUAACUGUGCAUCAGGCUCGCAUGGUGUGUGAUUAAACACAGUACUACAUAAAGUAAACACUGACAAGCGUUUUGAAGAUGUUUGUGGACUGGCAUUUUGCAAAUAAGCCGAAAUUUAAUUCAACAGAUUGAACAAUAAAACUAGAAAUCAAGGCAAAAAUGAAAGAACAAGGUAGUUUCUCCACGAGAUGUUUAAGUUAAAACAAAAUGCAGCUGUUCGCGAAUUCUAUAUUAAACCCUAACUGUAAUUACUUAGCUACAUCAUGUAACUUCAGUACGUACAUGUAAUUUGCCAAGUACAAAGUAAGCAACAAAAUGAAAGAGCCAGAAAAAUUUCAAUUUAAAUUCAGCAAUAUAUCACAAAGUGCAUAGAGCACUAUCCUUGUUUACAAUCACGUGACUUUUUAUCCAAAUGAUGGGCAAUCAAACAACUUGUGAACAUUUUUCUCCUAUCAGAAUGAUUAUAGCAAGAAAAACUGAACGGUAAUUCCUCUAUUGAGUCUUAAACUGUCUCUAAACUCGAUCAAUACAUUAAAAUAGCCAUCUUUUCUUAUACCUCAUUGCAAACAAAGAAUCAGGAAAUCAUGAGUAAGUUUUCUAUGACAAGGUUUUUUAUGUUUGUCAAUUUCACGUGUUUUUUCUAUGACAAGUUUUUUUGUUUUCCAUGAUAGCUGUUAUUUGCUAUUACAACAAUAGAUCGCUGACCAAUCGUGCAAGGGCUCAAAUUACUUCGCCAAAUUUUCUUCGCUCACCCGUUCAGAGAAACAAAGUUCGUACUUCAUUUUAAUUUGUACAAGAUUCGUACUUUCUGUGACGAGAGAACUUUUUCAAAAGCUAGCUAGCAUAGUAGGUUUUGAACAAGUAUUAGUACUUGGUAUAGUAAAAACUUGGCAACCUUCCCUUUACAGACAGACAAAUAUAUCUUCUCAUACUGUAUGAAAAGUUGUCAUAGAAAACGUGCUCAUCUGUAAUCGGCUUAUGCAACUUUAGUAAAACAAUUAAUAACCGUAGCUUUUUAGACUAGUAUAUCACUGCAUGUAUAAAUUGAUUGUCACUGCACUUUCAAAUAAUGUCUGCUUGCAUUUUCCAGCUCAUUCCAUCAUUUUAUAAACACGGGCUUGCAGACAAGUCUGAAGAAACAAAGCAGGAAUUGUUGAAGAACAUUGGGAAUGUUGAGCAGUAUUUAACGGAAAAGAAAUCAAAGUAUUUUGGAGGUAGGUUUCAAUUUUUUGCUAACAGGACGAUAUAGGCGGGUCUCAUCACUGCUCUGGAAACUAUAACUGGAUGUGUUCGCACUGCUUGUUCCCAGCUUAUUGACAAGUUACUACAAGAUUGUUGAGCUUAAUAGACUUGUUACAAGUUGUUCCAACAACAACUUGUUAUCGUCUAAUAUGUCAACAAGUUGUGAGUGACAACCUUGUGGUAACUUGAUAAAAUAACAGCAUUGUUAGAAUUUGUUGACGAGCUUGCUACAAGCCUGUUGCGAACACAUGUUCUUGACAAGUUGUGAGAUUUUUACGUGUGUGUUGUGGUAUUUUGUCUUUCGCUUUUUAUUGCUUCCUUAACUCCUUGCUUACAAACUGAACAAGAUCCCGUCCCUCGUGGUCAUCCGGGUUCUAUUACCUUACACACGUGACCAGACUAUGAUAUAAACACUACAUGUGUAUGUUAGGUGCUUGGCGCAUACGUCUCUAUGACAUAGUGCAUAUGGCUGAGAUGCGAGUUUAAGUGAUCACUAACCAUAAGCCGCUGUUAUUCUUUAAAUUGAUGAUGACGGAAAUUGAAGGAGCUAUUGGACGUCAGUUCCAGUCUUCUAUUGUUUUUGUGUGCGCGGUUAACACGAAGCUGGCUUCACUUUUUUAACUCGAGUUCUCGUUCCAGAUAUAUAUGAAGUGUGUGUUACUGUCGAAGGCUGGGGCAGAUCUGGCCUUAUUUGUUAGAGGAGGUGGAGGUUUUCCAGAGGGGGUGCAUCACUACGGGGGUCUGGGAUAGAAUUUGAAAUUUGAAGCCCUGAAAAGCCAUUUCCUGCAUUCUGAGGACUACAUUUAUUUGUUAAAUUUGCCCUCAUGGUAAUUGUAUUUCAGGCAAAAAUGAACAAGAGUGGUGAUCCACUGUAUUGGUGUUUGAAUAUUUCUCGCGUACUCGAAAAUCAAUCGUUUCAAUAUAACAAGUAGUAUUCACCACUCAAAAAGUGGAGAAUCCAAAUUUAAUAUGGAUUACCAUAGUUUCUUCAAGGGCUUGCCGGACACUACUGGGGGGGGCUGUACACCAUUAGGAGAGGUACUAUGUGCACUAGCUUUUGCGUUUAUUUAAAGGAUUUUCAGAUAAACGCAAAGGAGUUCCUGAGAUACUUGGGUCUUAACCCCAAGUCUUCUCGCUAUGGACUGGGUACAGAUAGGUGUUUUUCACGUCGCUACGAAAAACUAUCCUGUGUAGUGUAAACGUGGCCAUAUACAAUACUGGUCAUUCACAACGCAGACGAGAUACAGCCUUUUUUGUCUAGAUCUUCGUUGGCGCAGUCGUUAGAGCCUUUCACCUCGGAGUUUGUGGGUUCGAUUCUCGCUACGGAUUCAUGUGAAACUAGUCUGUCAACCCUCUGCCGAAAGUCGUGGGUUUCUCGGAGUCCUUCCCACAGGGAAAGUUGACAGGGUGGGUUAGGAUAAACACAGUUAAGAAAAGUAAUCAAUUGUUGUAAGAUUAUAUGUAAAUAGUCUAGGCUAAGUAAGUGACAUAAGUAAGUGUAAUACUUGAUGUAAUCAGUCACUGAAAAGUCCCAAUGGGGAGUGAGCUGAAUAACAAUGUAAUGUAAUGUAUGAUUAUUAUUAUUAUUCAUGACAGGUGACGAAGCAGGGAUGUUGGAUUACAUGAUAUGGCCAUGGUUUGAACGCCUGCCUACGAUGUAUACACUGUCUGCUGACACAUAUCCAAACCUGACAGACUGGUUUAACCGGAUGCAACAUGAACCUGCUGUAAAGGAAACAUUGAUAUCAAAGGAGAAUCAUUUGAAGUUUUACCAUGGGUAUAAAACUGGCCAAGUUGACUAUGAUUUUAUUUAAUUGAGUAAUGUUAUUCCAAUAUCAAAUUUGAAUUGUAAGCCUAACUAUGCGGCUGUCCACAUGGACGAGAUGUGAGGCGGGGAUGAUUUUGACUACAUGGUUUUUCAAGUGAUGUUUUAGUAUAAGUGUAAACGCAAUGUUGUCCAAGCAGCAAUAAUAAUCUUCUACGAUAUCUCAGUUCUUCUAACCCGCGCUUCAACCUUCGUUUUUGUUUAGUGAUUUAUCUCAAUACAUGAAGCUCAUCCCGCCUUCCACCUCGUUCCAGGAAACCUUGAUCAUGUCAACAGCCCCUUAAUUAAUUGAACGUAAACCUCUCUUAUUUUAAAUAAUUGUCUUAUUACAAAGUAUGUUUUAAAAUAAACAAUUUUGCUUUCUUCUAUGAGGAAAAGAUAUCAUAUUACUAGCCAACUUAACUAACUAAAUAAUCCCAAAUUAUUUUCUAUUAUUACAUUUAUAAUCCUAAGUGUAAUGGAAGUGAAAAUGUUCUUUAUUAUGGCGUGAUUUUAUAGUUCUAUUUUAGUGGUUCUGUAUAGUUCUGUACAGUGAUAUAUAUGCAGGGAGAACGUUUUCAACAAAGAACAGAGAUUAUUUACAUUUUUACGACAGGAACAUUAUUACAUUUUUAUUGUUAAAGUUUUCGUAUUUUUUUGGAAUGCAAAAUUACGAAAAACAAACUGGCAGAAUUUAUAUAAAAGAUGAUUUUUUUAUUAUCAAGUCUUUUUAUGUACCCACCCACGUACCAUUUAUCUCUAUUCGAGAGCAAAAUUUCCUUCAAAAAUCUCUUUUUUCUCAAGAAUUCUCCGGAUAGUGUUGUAUAUUCUUGUUGAAAAAGUAAUGUCUACUUCAUGUAAUAUGAAAAGAGAUUUUGAAGACUUGAAAAAUCGUCCACAAUUUUCAACUAUCGGAAUAUCUAUCUUUCUCAGCGUUACUGCGUUAUUUCCGCUUAGUUUUAUUUAAAGCAUCUGGAUGGGAUACGAAAUAAGGAGGCUCACGAAAAUGCUUCCUAAAAUUUGCAUUCCUGUUACACGGCAAUGUUACGUCAGUCGGCUUCAAAGGUUUGAACUCGCGCUGAAAACGUGAAGCCAACAAUGGCAGAAAUUGACCGCCUGUGCCAGUCCCUUUCCAUUGUUUUUAUCUGCGCGGUUAACAGGAAGCUGCGAGGAAUGUGCUGAAAUUUUGCGUUUUUGACUUCUAUUUAAAGGUCCUGUCACACUAUUGCGUAUCGUACUAGCGUAUGCCAGCGUAUGAAAAAUAUCACUCAUACGCCGGUAAACGCUGACAUGCUAGGGGUACGUUAGGUAUAGGUUGUAUACGUUUCAAGCACGGUCGCAUACGGUGGCGUACGCUGGCAUACGGCGAGGCAGAAAAUUUUUUUAAGCAUGUUCAAAAAUUUUGUGCGUAUCGAACGUAAUGCUUUAUACGAUAGGCAUACUCUAGGCACACGCUGAAUACGCUAGAGGUACGCCAGAUGUACGGUACUCAUACGCUGGCAUUUCAAAAGAUUUUUGUGCGUAUGAAAAUUAUUUCAUUAAUUUUGAUACGCUUCUCAUACGUUUCUCUCAUACGCAAUAGUGUGACAUGGUCUUAAAGAAGAGUACUGUGGUUUGUGAACCUGAUAACGUGAUUAGCGAUACGAUCUGUGGGAAAAACGGGAUCUAAUUGGGAAAUUAGUUUACGACUUUCAUAAACAUUGAACAUCAUUUUGCGCCAUCUUGGCUUCAGUUUUCUCAAGCCUGACUGCCGGAAAUAACCGCCAAAUGACUCACGUUUUUACUCCAGAAAUAUAUAUAGAGCUCACUGUGAUACAUAAACCACCAUUUCUUGGGCAGUUUAAUUUUAGUCAUAUUAGUUGUUAUUGUCAGUCGUGCACUUAUGGUCUGCAUAAAUUAUAAUACAGCGCGAAUUCACUUCUAACAUAGCUGAAUGCAAUGAUGAAGCAAAAAUAAGUUUUAUGAUUUAUAUUUACAGUUUAUGAUACUGUCGUUUAAAUAUUUUUUUGGAAUGCGUGCCUUAAUUAAAUCGAACUAAAUAAAUUUAUUCAUUUCUUGAAAAACGUACUCCGAAUCAAAACUGCUUUGGAAAAAGAGCUAAUUGUCAGUGGUGACGUAUGAAGUGUCGGAAAGAUCACUUCGUGGUGCUAAUGGAGCCAAGUUAGACCGAGGUUGAACCGUUUGACUUUGUUGUGACAUUUCUGGCGCCACCUCUCUCGUAUCGUCGUCGCGCUGGGAGAGCUGGGAACUAUCACUUGACAAUCUUGCCUUACGCUUUGCUUUCUUAAAUACAUCAGCCAACGUUUUUGGCAUUUUGCUUAUAGAUGUCUGUUUUGGUAAUUUUCCUUUCUUAUCUACAGCUUGACGUUUCUUAUCAUGGAUAUCUGCGGUUAAUGAACUGCUUUCGUCUUCAAAAUCGUUUAGAAUGGUUUCCUCUUCUGAAGACGAUGCCCGAUCCUGUGGCAUUGUGGGUUGAGUAGUCUGAGCAUGCUCAGUGGGGCGGACAUCAUCAUCAGUUGCACUAAUGUAUUCAAACUUGCUUGGCUCCUCACGUGCUACAACAUGCUCUUCCAGGAUUCCUUCACGUGAAGGUGGUCUACUGGAUUCACGUUGCCUCUUACUGUCAACAGAUUUCAAAGAUGCGCGUGAAUGAGGUCGCGAUGAUGUCUUCUGUUGCCCAGAAAUCGUAGCAUAUUUACCUUCUUGUCGUUCACGUUUCUUCUGGAUGUUAGGCUCAGACAAAACACGUUGUUUAGUUGAACGCCCACUUCGAGAUUUUCUUUCGGAAGAUGUUGAAUGUACACUGAUAUUAGACGGACGUCGGGUUUGUGUCGUUGACUCAGCUGGGGUGCUAGCUUCAUUUUGUAUUUGCACACUACCGUUGCUCUUUACCGUCUGUUCCAAUGCUUUAAGUCGUAUCAUAGUAAGUUGAACUGAUGUACGAAUCUUUGAUGUUUCCACCGACACAGUUGUCAUCUUUUCCAUGAGUUCAUCAAGAUCUGAUUUUUGAGCUUCACCAAAACGCUUACCAAAUCUUUCAUUGAUUAAUAAGAAAAUAUCGUUCACUUGUAAUCUCAUUUCAUCCAUUUGUC